This is a messenger RNA of Staurois parvus, 1668 nucleotides long. The record is from the annotation of a GenBank genome assembly. Lineage: Eukaryota; Metazoa; Chordata; Amphibia; Anura; Ranidae.
AUGCCAGAACUUAAAAGUACUGGACCAAAGUGGUCAGAAAUGAACACAAAACAACGUGUCUUGUCUGUUCUAAAGGCGAUCGGUCGGUUUAUCCUCUUAGUGGUAUUGUUGUACUUCUUUGUGUGUUCGCUGGAUGUGUUAAGCUCGGCCUUUCAAUUAGUUGGAGGCAAAGCAGCAGGAGAUAUUUUCAAGAACCACUCUGUUCUCUCCAAUCCUGUUGCUGGACUGGUGAUUGGUGUCCUGGUGACUGUCCUUGUACAGAGCUCAAGUACAUCCACAUCUAUUGUGGUCAGCAUGGUGUCAUCUGGACUUCUAACGGUCAGGACAGCCAUUCCAAUCAUCAUGGGAGCCAACAUUGGCACAUCAGUCACAAAUACCAUUGUAGCAUUGAUGCAGUCUGGUGACCGGAAUGAAUUUAGAAGGGCAUUUGCUGGAGCUACUGUCCAUGAUUUCUUUAACUGGCUAUCAGUGCUGAUCUUGCUACCCAUUGAAAUAGCAUCAGGAUACCUGUACUAUCUCACCAAUGCCAUUGUGGAGUCCUUCAACUUACAGUCUGGAGAGGAUGCCCCAGAUAUGCUGAAGGUUAUCACAGAGCCUCUCACCAAAGGAAUCAUCCAGCUUGACAAGAAAGUCAUACAGGAAAUUGCCUAUGGGGAUCCAGCUGCUCAGAACAAGAGUCUGAUUAAAAGAGAUUGUGGAAAGAAGUCUACACAGAUGUGGAUAAAUGCUUCAGUGUCCAGCCCAGAAAACUGCACUGCUGACAAACUCUGCUGGACGGAUGAAAACAAUGUGACAUGGACAGAGAUCCAGGAGCAAGUCAAGGCCAGUUUCUAUUGUUUAGGUGCACACCUGUUUGCCAACUCAGAUCUCCCAGACCUGGCAGUCGGACUUAUCCUCUUGGCGCUGUCACUACUAGUGCUUUGUGUUUGCCUGAUCCUAAUUGUCAAGCUCCUGAACUCAAUGCUGAAGGGACAAGUAUCAGUGGUCAUCAAGAAGAUCAUUAACACUGAUUUCCCUUUCCCAUUCUCAUGGUUGACGGGUUACUUGGCAAUUUUGGUUGGAGCUGGAAUGACAUUCAUUGUACAGAGCAGCUCUGUCUUCACAUCUGCAAUGACUCCACUCAUUGGCAUUGGCGUGAUUAGCAUAGAGAGAGCUUAUCCCCUGACGCUUGGGUCUAACAUUGGAACUACAACAACUGCUCUACUAGCUGCCUUGGCCAGUCCUGGGGAUACGUUAUACAACUCUGUGCAGAUUGCAUUAUGCCACUUUUUCUUCAAUAUAUCCGGGAUCCUACUUUUUUUACCCCAUUCCCUUCACGAGAAUACCUAUUCGUCUAGCAAAAGGCCUGGGAAACAAAACAGCCAAAUACAGAUGGUUUGCCAUCAUUUAUUUGAUUAUGUGCUUUUUCUUGCUACCUCUAGCAGUGUUUGGCUUGUCAAUUGCUGGAUGGCAGAUACUUGUGGGAGUCUGUGUCCCUAUUGUGUUUUUGAUAGUUGUCAUCAUUGUCAUCAACGUUUUGCAAGCCAAAUUUCCACGUGUGUUGCCAAACUUUCUGAAGACAUGGGACUUCCUUCCCAAGUGGAUGCAUUCUCUAAGACCAUGGGAUUCUUGGAUGAUGCACGCUGCUCUCUUCUGUGGUCGCCGAUGUUGUUGCUGCUGCAAGUGUAA